UUACGGUGAAAUAAGCGAAGUUUGUGAAAGCAUUUGACGUCAGUGACGAAGAACGCUGAUAAUUUUACGACGCAGAUAUCGCUACGCGGAAUAUCAAAAAAUAUUUUUAGUGAUUUAGAGAAAAGAUUGAUUAAUAACAUAUGAACGCACUUAGUGAUUUAUGGUUUAAAAUACGGCCUAGAGAAUAUUAGUAGGCCCAUAAUGGGCGGGGUCGUGGCUUGGGUCGAGUGAGAGACAUGGAGCGACCUCAGUGUUCUCAGUGAUCAAAAGUCGUACAAUGUGCAAUUUCUUUCCAGCUAGUUGUUUCGUUUCGUAUUGUGUCAUGAGAGACAGAUCUCUCGGCUAACUUAUAAAAUACUUAUGUAGAAUAAGUUGAGCUUUGACUCGGUGCGUGACGCGUAUGACAGCUGUAGCGCGAUGUUGCCACGUGUUGACUUUGGCUUAACCUAAGCGACCAACUUGCUGGCCAAGCAUGUGCAUUCUGAUUAUCUUACAUUCGAGUAUUGUUAUAAUAUAUAACCGUUAUACUACUGGCAAAUGAGAAUUCACUUUAAAGACAAGGUGAAGAUUGAAGAUUGCACAGCGAAAACAUAGCGCAACUUCGUCGAUAUUGUGCAAGCAUGUGAUCGUGUGAUCAGAGUACAAUGAUCAAAUUCGUAUAUCAUAUACGCUUUUCACGCUUGAACGUCGACCGUGGCUCGCGUGUCGGCAUCCCAUAGAAGAGGAGCGAUUCCGACGAAUACGUUUUUUCCUUCGAAACGUAUGCGCAGGCUGAUUGAAUUGAACGGCAGGAGAACGAGAGAAGAGGACGUCUCCGAAGGAGGCAAUGACUUGGUUGUUGAUCGUCAACGUUUUAAUGCAUCUGGAUCUGUCGUAACUUUAACUAACUGUGAAUAUACAGGGUGUCUCAAAAUAUAACGGCAAAUGGAAAGGAUCGUAAAGUAAAGGAUCCUCCCUUUUUUUCUUUUUCUCUUUUUCUCUUUCAUUCAUUUUGCGAGAGGAAAGAACAACAACGAUUUGUAAGAUAAAUUCGUUUUUCAGCGAGUGAAUCAUUCGAUGAUUUUCACGAAGUAACCUCGGAAUGAUCUUCAGUUAAAUUUAAGAAAGGAAAAAAAAAGAAAAGAAAAGAAAAGAAAUCUUUAACAUUUGGAAAUGAUCUUGGAUUGAAAAAAAAGAGAGAGAACGAAUCGAAGAAGAGAUUAAAUAUAAAAUCUUGCUGUAUGUUGCUCGAUCGAUCAAAACGAUUUUAAAUCGAAUAAAAAAAAAAGAAAAAAAAAAGUUAUCUCUAUCUCUCGAAAUUUUUUAAUUCUAUUUUUCUUAUAGAUGCGUGCCCCAUCUGGAAAUAAUCUAAAAGAAAUGAUAUUAUUUUUGAAAAAAUAAACAAAAUUUUUUGAGAAAGAUUUUGGAACACCCUGUGUAUAACAUCAACGAGAAAUCUCAUUCGUGCAUUCACAAAAAAGAUAAUAUCUAACGAUUAAAAUCCGUAUAUAUUUGAAUCCACAAGUGAAAAAAAUCUCCUCCCCUCCCCUCCCCUCCCCUCCUCUACUUCUUUUCUCCCUCUUUUCUUUGGAUUUUGACGAUCCACAAGAAAUAGAAUCGACGCAGAAUCGGCGAAUAUUAUUAAAUUUGCGAUUUGCAUAUGUCGUGAUUCGCUCCUUUUCACGACUUGCUCCGCGAACAUGAUGAUGACGGGGGUUGCAAACGUUUCACUAAUGGCGAGCGAGAGAAAUGAGAAUCAGAACGUAAGAAAGUAGAAAAAAAAAAUACACACAUAUAUAUAUAUUUCGAAAGAAUAAUCAAGAAACAAAUUUAAAAUUGUUACCUGUAUAGAGGCUAGGUGGUGGAGAGAUUUGUAUUUUUUUUUUUUUUUUUCCGCAUCCAAACUUCUCGCCACUUCCGAGUGCUCGAAAGAAGACGUACGAACGUUUGUUUCGAACUUUGCCAACGAGGAGUAUAUCUCGAAAUAGAAAUUGCUGUUUGUUUCUAUUUCGUUAAUUAUAUGCGAAUUAUUUUAGUCGAGGUGCAAAUUCGCCAGGUGCAAUCAGCAUCAGUUUAAACGAUACGAUUAUUAUUUUUUUCCUUCAUAUGUAUAUACGUAUAAUUUUUAUUAUACAUUAUUGCAUGAUGGUAUGAUGCUCGUUUCUAAAUUCAUUGUCACUUAGUUACAUAGUAUAGCUUAAGAAAUCAUAUUGAUACAUCAUAUGCAUUUUGUCCCGUCUUAUUAUCCCCCUCAGACAUCCUCUGAAACUGUAACUCUUUCGCUUCUCUCCUCUUUUCUUUUUUCUUUUUUUUUUUAUUAUUUAUUUUUUUAUUAUAAUAUUGCAAUAAAUACCUCUCACUUGUCGAAGGGAGAACAUAUAUCGAAAUAUAAUAAAAAAAAAGAAAAAAGAAAUCUCUUCCGCGACGAAAGUGCAGGGCCCCUUAGAUUGGUAUUGUUGCCCCUGGCGUUUCGAGCAGCACUCGAACAUGGCGGUGAGCUCGGAUGUUCUUUCGACAUUUCGAAAGAACGGCGCGCGAGGUGGAAAUCACCUCUCGUUCAUCUAGCCUCUUCUCGCCGUGUAACGUUCGAAUAUCUCGCCAGGUUCUCUCUCAAUAGCCGAAGUCGAAGGAGUUAACGUGGGGCGUGCACGUUUCGAACGAAGGGGCCAGAAACGUGUGCGAGGUCGGGCAAAAUCGGUCGGCGAGGUUAACCUUCUCCUUGCCAUCGUGUCCUCCCGUUUCAACCACGAAAACGAAACCAACGGAGAGAGAAAAGGUGGAGCGAUACCGUGGUUCGUUGUCGAAAGAGAAAAGAAAAAGAAAAAGAAAAAAAGUAAGAGUGACGGAAAACGAGAGACAGAGAGAAAGAGAGAGAGAGAGAGAGCGAGAGCGAGCGAGCGAGGAAAGGAAGGAGAAAGAGUGUGUGAGUGUGUGUGAAAGAAAGAGAGAGAAAGAGAGAGAGAGUGAAAGAGAGAUAAAGAGAACGAGGGUAGAAUAAUAGGAUCGAAACGAGCAGAGCGAAGGGGGAGGGAAUGAACGGCCCUGGGAGUCAUCAGCAUCGCGGCUUGGGCAUGCAGGGACGAUACAGGGCCGUAGUAACUGGUGGCACCCCGGCAGGGCCCCACUCUCGCCCCCCAGCGCCACCUCACGCCCGCGGUGGAUGGCAUCCCCAUAAUCAGCAUCCUCAGCACGCCCAGAUACCUCAGCAAUACACCGGCAACAAGGAAUACCCGUAUCGACAAUGUCCACCACCACGCUUCCAUAACGGGGAUUGCCCUGGCGUUGGUACGUCUACCGGGCCAAACGGUAAGGAAGUUUCGUAUCACGGGAACGUAGGCGGGUCUAGUGUGGGAUAUAAACCGCCUCCGCAGCACAGUCCACAAUCGAGAGGUCCACCGACGCAUUUUCCACAAGAAUCCGUGGGUCCACCGGCCAAUUCCCCUCCGUUACACAUCAAUAUCUGCGGCCAAGACAACACGAUGCGCGGUCCGUUAUUGAACAUGAGUCCAGGUCUCGGAGCUAGCAACGUUGAUAUGGAGUAUCGUAGGAGUUCCCAAGCCACAAAUCAGUUACCUUUGAGUCCUGUACAAAUACAACCAUCGCCACCAUAUUACAGACAACCUAGUCAAGACGAUGGUAGAAAGAGCGAGUCUCCAUCCAGGAAACGUCGUCGAAUAUCUCGCAACGGUGCCGUCUCUGGUAUAGAAGUUCGUGAAACAACGCCACCGUCUCCCACACCACCAUUGCACACUACGCCACCGCCAUGGGAAUUCUCGGCGGCGCCCCAGAGACGAUCGCCACGGAAUCACAUGUCCACGCGCGGCAGCCCAACCAUCAGAAACCGUUAUCAACGAUACACGGAUUCAUUCGGCUUGUCCUAUCCGUUUGUGCCGGGUCACACGCCCCAUCCGCCCAUUCAUAAUUCCCAUCAUGGAAUCCACAGCUCCCAUCACAAUAUUCACAAUUCGCAUCAUAAUUUACACAAUUCGCAUCAUAAUAUACAUAACGCGCAUCAAACGCAUCCCCAUCAUCCACCGGGCACAGGACAUCAUCCUGCGCAAGGAGCGAACGGUCCCGUGGUCGUAGACGUUGGACAAGUUGGUGUUUCCGGUUUAGGAGUUGCUGUUAGCGGAGAACCGCUGUGGCAUCCUCAGGCGACAGGUUAUAGAAUUCCUUGCCAAUUGCACGGCUUGUACACGCCAACCGGAGCACACGCGUUUGCACACUCGUGUCAGGUUACGCAUCAUAGUCACUAUUCAGCAGCUCACCCAACCCAUCCAGGUCACAGUUUGGUUGGUUCGAUAGUUGGCGCAACAUCCAGAGGAUAUCCCACACCGACCGGAGGUCCUGUGGCGGCUCUUCAUCAUGCUCAUGCGCCACCACCACCCGUCCAUACUACUCAUUACACGGCGCACCAUCAACUCUCUCAACAGCGAGAAGUUGAAUUAGAGUUAAUAGAAUCUCAUCAUCAUCAUAGAGUGGGAGCUGCAGCUGGCGCCCCAUUACCAUUACCACAUUCGUAUUCACCGCCGGCUCUUACUCAAGUUACUACUCCUACCCCUACCCCUAUAUUCUUAUCAGAAACGAGAAACAGUCAAUUGGAAAUGAUUCAGACCAGGACUCGACGCACAGCGUCAAAUGUUCACACGCUCAGACGAUCAAGGUCGAGUAGAUGGAGAGGUACGCCUCCGAUACCACCGACUACUUAUUCAGGAUUCUUAUUGCACUUCUUCGCAAUGCUCAGCAACCCACCAUUAUCCCCAUAUAGUCAGGCGGAACUUUCCUCGCCAGAUUCAGCAACAGAAAAUUACGAAGCUCUUUUAUCUUUGGCGGAGAGGCUAGGAGAAGCUAAACCACGAGGACUGACUCGUGCCGAAGUGGAACAGUUGCCAUCGUACAAAUUCAAUGCAGAAACUCAUCAAGGAGAUCAAACUAAUUGCGUGGUUUGCAUGUGUGACUUCGAAGCUUUGCAAUCGUUGCGUGUUUUGCCAUGCUCACAUGAAUUCCAUUCUAAAUGCAUCGAUAAGUGGCUUAAAUCAAAUCGAACAUGUCCAAUAUGUCGUGGUGAUGCCGGAGAAUAUUUUGGGAAUAGCGGAACCGGUAGCGACUGACGCCAAGCCGCUCAAAUACACUAGCGCCAACUAUCACGGGUCUCAGGGACGCUACUCGGUACAGAGCUUCCAGCAAUUACAUUGCUAAUUUGUGCAAAUUUUUGUUGACAAGUAUUUCUCGUCUUUUCUCUGACCGAGUUGUGUAUGUUACGAUCGCCUUGAUUUCGCGAAGAAGAAAGGAUUGAAAAUGGUUGAAGAACGAAAAACAAGAAAAAUACGGGAGAUAAAAAAAGAGUAAAAUUCAAAGUAUGUCAGAGUGUUUGGUAUCGAGAAAAGGAUCACACACACGCAAUAAAGGUACACGAUUUAAAAUUACAGCAUGCAACGUUUUUACAAGGCGAAUUAACGUUUCUGCGUUUAUUCCAUUGUUUUUUCUCGGGAAUAGAGAAGUCGAAGAAAGAGGUUAGAAAAAAAAGAAUAAAUAAUAACAUAUAAUGAGCAAAUCAAGAUUAAAA
Messenger RNA from Apis mellifera (honey bee), 5545 nucleotides. It is a transcript of the gene mura, whose product is annotated as RING finger protein 44. Lineage: Eukaryota; Metazoa; Arthropoda; Insecta; Hymenoptera; Apidae. The coding region runs from base 3012 to 5090 and encodes 692 amino acids. The record is from RefSeq and is a predicted model, not a curated record. The transcript has 11 exons.